Cylicocyclus nassatus is the source of this 2375-nucleotide messenger RNA. NCBI's taxonomy places the organism in Eukaryota, Metazoa, Nematoda, Chromadorea, Rhabditida, Strongylidae. The record is from the annotation of a GenBank genome assembly.
CAUAGUCAUCGCAGAAAUUCAAGAGAUGAUUGCGACUUUUACAGACUGCGAUGCCUGUGAAGGCAUCGACGUCUACUCUGAAAUGGGUUCGCGAAGAGGGCGCACCAAUACUCACUGGCCUUCGUCUUUUGGUCCAAAGUCAGCUUGGAUAUGAAGGACGGAAAGUUACGGAAAACCUCAGCCAAAACGUCCUCAAGACCGUGGUUGGCGCUGGUGCAUCCGUUGGCGAUCCUUCACACCCGAGGCAGACAUCGGCAUUCAGCUUCGUUGGUGACACGGUGACUGAUGCUGUGCAAAGAACGAGCGCAGUGGCGGCCGGAAUUAGAACUUAUGCAGAUCUGUUGCUGAAAGGGAUUACGCCCGGCACUGGCGGCCACACAGUUUCACCAGGCGGCGAGAAAACUUUCGGUUUUAAAAACUCCGGUCUUAGUUUCGACGUCAUCUCAGGCCUUGGAAAAGUGGCCGAACUAAUCUCGAAAGGUGCCAUUCAACUGCCGAGCCAUCCCUUGCCGACUCUGCAAAAACUUGGCCAAGAAUCAAUGGAGGAGCCCAUGUUCAAGGAAACCGACUUUACGAAUCAGAAGUAUCUCCGUCAGGAAGAUAACAGCGACGAAGCUCAAGCUCUAGAGGGCCUUACUGCCGAAGAGAGGGAAUUCCUGAUGAAAGCCGCUCAAUCGGUAGAGGAGGUGGACCCAAUUGUGGAAACUCCUCCACCUGUGGAUGCAGAUCUGGGGAUUCCACCACCUAAACCAAAAGGUGCUGCUGUCAUACCUCCAAAGAAAGAUGCUAAUGUCAUGCCACCAACUCCUGGUCGUAUGAGUGCGCAUGAGGGAGUUUGGUCGGUACAUCGAGAAUCCGGGGCGACUAUGGGUUUCCCUCCAAGAGUGGACGCGCCUAGAAAAACCCCUGCAAAAGUGAGGAUGACUAGGGAGGUUACCCAGAAGGCGAAAGAGAGGGUUUAUCGACCUUCACUUCCUUCAGACUAUAAAGUGGAAGCUGAAGAUCUUGCGGAAAGCCUGUCGAAGAGUAAAGAAAGGAAGGUACCGUCUUCAAGGCUAGGCCGCCUUGCUUCGUUCGGACAAUUAGCCCUGGGUUUGGCAGGAGGGGCUGCUGCUGAAGUAACUCGACGCACUUUUGGAAGUCCUAAGGUGGAAGGAAUGCCAUCAAACCCAUUCUUGUCUAACGCGAAUGCUGACCGGAUAGUUCAAACUCUUUGUCGAGUACGAGGAGCUGCUCUCAAACUUGGACAGAUGCUCAGUAUUCAAGACCCAGAUACUAUUCCCCCACACUUGUUAGAGAUAUUUGAGCGGGUCAGGCAUAGCGCCGAUUUCAUGCCGUUAAAUCAAGUGGAACGGCAAAUGGUGACUUCGUUUGGGACAGACUGGAGAUCAAAGUUUGCUACUUUUGAGGAUCGUCCAUUCGCUGCAGCCUCUAUUGGUCAGGUGCACAAAGCUACCCUUCCAGAUGGCAGAAAAGUAGCCGUCAAGAUUCAGUAUCCUGGUGUGGCAGAAGGAAUCGAUUCCGAUAUCGACAACAUGGUUUCCGUUUUGUCGAUUGCAAAUGUCUUCCCAAAGGGAAUGUACUUGGAUAAAUUUGUCGAGGUUAUUCGUAAAGAACUGGCCAUGGAGUGUGAUUAUCUGAGAGAAGCACGCGCUACAAAAAAGUUCCGAGAGUUACUAGCUGGAUCAAAGGAUUUCUACAUACCGGAGGUUAUGGAUGAUUUCACUACAAAUCGAGUCUUGACAGCCGAGUUUGUAUCUGGAAAACCUGUUGACAAAUGUCUGAACGAACCACAGGUUGUUCGCGAUUAUAUCGCUGCAAAGUUCAUCGAAUUGUGUCUUCACGAGAUCUUUAUUUGGAGAUUCAUGCAAACAGAUCCAAAUUGGUCGAACUUUUUCCUUGGAGUACAUCCUUCGACAGGCGAACCUCGAAUGGUACUAUUGGAUUUCGGUGCAUCUCGAUCGUACAGAAAAAAGUUCGUUGAUAGAUAUAUGAAAGUCAUCAAGGCUGCAUCCGAUGGUGAUAAGCAGAAGAUCAUUGAUUAUUCCAAAGAAAUCGGAUUCUUGACGGGAUACGAAACGGAAGUCAUGAAGAGAGCACAUGUCGAAUCGGUACUGAUCUUGGGAGAAACUCUGGCGAACAGUAAGCCGUACGACUUUUCACGUCAGAACAUCACUAAGCGAGUGCAUGCUCUGAUUCCGAUCAUGCUGGAGCAUAGAUUGACGUCACCUCCUGAAGAAAUCUAUUCCCUCCAUCGCAAGCUCUCUGGCUCCUACCUCUUGGCUACGAAGCUAAAGGCUGUCGUGUCGUGCGGUGCAUUCUUUGACGAGAUUUUCAGUGAGGGAAAGUUCGGUCGAAGUGGCGUUGGAAGGUGA